AUGUCAUUAUUCCCCAGAUUGGCUCCUAGAUUGGUUUCGAGGAAUUUCCUCAAGCCUCAAUGCGUAGCUAGAUCUUUUACCACUACUCUACGUGCAUCUGCAGCAGCAUUUGAUCGUUCUAAACCCCAUUUGAAUGUUGGUACCAUUGGUCAUGUUGACCAUGGUAAGACAACUUUGACUGCAGCAUUGACCAAGACUUUGGCUAAAAAUGGUGGUGCUGAUUUCUUGGAAUAUGCAUCUAUUGAUAAAGCCCCUGAAGAACGUGCGCGUGGUAUCACCAUCUCUACUGCUCAUGUUGAAUACCAAACUGAUAAAAGACAUUACUCCCACGUCGACUGUCCUGGUCACGCCGAUUACAUCAAAAAUAUGAUUACUGGUGCUGCACAAAUGGAUGGUGCUAUCAUUGUGGUUGCUGCCACUGAUGGUCAAAUGCCUCAAACUAGAGAACACUUGUUGUUGGCAAGACAAGUCGGUGUUCAACACAUUGUUGUCUUCGUUAACAAAGUUGAUAUGAUGGAUGAUCCUGAAAUGUUGGAAUUGGUCGAAAUGGAAAUGAGAGAAUUACUUUCUGAAUACGGUUUUGAUGGUGACAAUGUUCCAAUCAUUAUGGGUUCUGCUCUUUGUGCAUUGGAAGGUAAGCGUCCAGAAAUUGGUGAAGACGCCAUUAUGAAAUUAUUGGAUGCCGUUGAUGAAUACAUUCCAACUCCAUCAAGAGAUAUGGAAAAACCUUUCUUGUUGCCAGUUGAAGAUAUUUUCUCCAUCUCUGGUAGAGGUACUGUCGUUACCGGUCGUGUUGAAAGAGGUAACUUGAAGAAAGGUGAAGAAAUUGAAAUCGUCGGUCACAACACUGCUCCAUUGAGAACUACUGUCACUGGUAUUGAAAUGUUCAGAAAGGAAUUGGACCAAGCUAUGGCUGGUGACAAUGCAGGUAUUCUUUUGAGAGGUAUCAAGAGAGAUCAAUUAAAGAGAGGUAUGGUCUUGGCUAAGCCAGGUUCUGUUAAAUCUCACACUAGAUUUUUGGCUUCUCUUUACAUCUUGUCUAAGGAUGAAGGUGGUAGACAUUCUGGUUUCGGUGAAAAUUACAGACCUCAAGUGUACAUCAGAACUGCUGACGUUACAGUUAUCUUAAAGUUCCCAAGUGAAGUGGAAGAUCAUUCUAUGCAAGUCCUGCCAGGUGAUAACGUUGAAAUGGAAUGUGAGUUGAUCCAUCCAACUCCAUUGGAAGUGGGUCAACGUUUCAACAUUAGAGAGGGUGGUAAGACCGUCGGUACCGGUUUGAUCACUCGUAUCAUGGAUUGA
This is a messenger RNA of Zygosaccharomyces rouxii, 1299 nucleotides long. It is a transcript of the gene TUF1, whose product is annotated as translation elongation factor Tu. The record is from RefSeq and is a predicted model, not a curated record. Gene Ontology annotation, cellular component: mitochondrion. Gene Ontology annotation, biological process: mitochondrial translational elongation. The coding region runs from base 1 to 1299 and encodes 432 amino acids. Gene Ontology annotation, molecular function: GTP binding; translation elongation factor activity; GTPase activity. The transcript has a single exon. Lineage: Eukaryota; Fungi; Ascomycota; Saccharomycetes; Saccharomycetales; Saccharomycetaceae.